CAAACAAAACCCUACACUCCAGACUUGCACUUCUCUUCUCUCUGAUCUCUCCCAGCACUGUGCCUGCAAUGCGUACCUCUGCCUCACCACUUGCCAAUAGGAUCCUGCCAUGUCAGCACAUCAAGGUGGGACCCUUCUGAUGACGAGCUGUAGUACAUCCGCUUUUCCUCCAUUCUCCUGAUCUUUAAAGAUAAUGGCGAACAACUCCAAAGAGGAGCCGAAGACGGCGCCGCAACCCGAUCGCUGGUACAAUCUCAGGCUCGGCUCUUCCUUCAAAGACGAUUCGUCUAACAAGUACCGCACGCUGCGAUAUGAAUUUAAGCCUGCCUCAAUUGAUAAGACAAAGCGGGGAAGCUUGCACAAGAAUAAGGACAACAGGGUUUCUGUGGAAUUUCAAAACAAUCAGUUAGGGAAACCUAAAGUGACAUUUGAGGGAAGUAGUGAAGAUUACAAAGAAAAUGAUGCUGUUUUGCUUUUUGAUGGUCAAACAUUGCGGUUAGAGCGGCUUCACCGGGCGGUCAAGCAGCUGAGGCACCUUCGAAUGCCUGGUGAAUCUGUGUCGGCAGUUGCUGCUGCUGCCAUUGAGGCAAGGUUAUCUCCGGUUAGGAAGGGUUCUAAACCUGUGCAUCCAAGUAGAAACACAUUUCCUGCUGUGCCAUUUGAAGUGGAAAAAAUUGAUAUUGGCCAGCCAGAGAAUUCAGCUGCGAAACCUGCUGGUAAAGGGAUUGCUGCUCCAUUUGAUCAAGCAAAUGUGUCUGCCACCUCACCAAGGUCUAAAAAUGACGAUGGUGAGGAACAUCAAGAUAUAGAUUUGGUUGACAUAUUUGGUGAUGGCAGCCCAGAUGAUGGAAAUACCACUGAACCAAAAAUAGAUGCUGGAUAUGAUGUUAAGGUGCCCCGACACCAUGACACUGAUGAUGAGAUCGCUGAUGUAGAUGAUAGUGGCGAUGAAGCAGUCAAGGGUCCCAACGCUGCAGAAGCUUUAAGAGCCCAGGUGAAGGGGCCAAACGCUGCUGAUGCCCUUAGAGCCCAGGUGAAUGCAGCAGAGAGGGGUGAGCAGUCCUCAAGUUCUAGCAGUGGGAGUGGAAGUGGAAGUGGUAGCGGAAGUAGUAGCAGCAGCGACAGCGAUGGCAGCGAUGAAGACUCAGUUAACUCCAUCUGAGGACUCGAGCGAACCAUCGAAAACUUACAAGUAAACAACAUUCCAAGAGAACCAAAGACACAAGUAAGGGAUCAAUAGUUAUACAUUUUUCCUGCCAUAUAAAAUGUAAUAAGCCAUCCCAUUUUUUUGGUACAAUGUUUUGUUUAAUUUCUUUGAGAUUGGUGAACAAAAAACCUAAAGAUGUUAUGGUGGUGCCCUAUAAAAAAAGGGAGCCAAAAUAAUUAUGUUUUAUUUAUAUUUGGCAGCAAAGCCCAAAUCUGAGGUGAGUGAUUGCAAAUUUUGCCUGAAAUCAAUCUGGUUAUUUUCUGAUAAAUGAAAGAAGGGACUUGAAUCCUUUGUUCA
Messenger RNA from Mangifera indica (mango), 1504 nucleotides. RefSeq names its product ELL-associated factor 2-like. Gene Ontology annotation, molecular function: transcription elongation factor activity. Gene Ontology annotation, biological process: positive regulation of DNA-templated transcription; regulation of transcription elongation by RNA polymerase II. The coding region runs from base 194 to 1162 and encodes 322 amino acids. The transcript has 4 exons. Gene Ontology annotation, cellular component: super elongation complex. The record is from RefSeq and is a predicted model, not a curated record. NCBI's taxonomy places the organism in Eukaryota, Viridiplantae, Streptophyta, Magnoliopsida, Sapindales, Anacardiaceae.